UCCUUUUCCAGUUUUUAUUCGUAUUUCUUUCCAUGUUUAAGCAAUUGUUUCAAUUUUUUUUUUAACUCGAGGCAACAUUUGAUAGCUGGUACAGUCCAGGAAAAAAUGUUAAAAAUUAACUUCGAAAUUCUGCACGUGUUCAACGUUAUUCUGGUUGGUCUAUUUGGGAUCUUUUUAUUGACGAACUGACGACUCACAACUCAUUAAGAACUGAAGUCUAGAGAAGUCAAAUCUUCGGCUGAAGGGAUUGUCAAAAACAUGAAAGCUGCUUGCCUUACACUUCUACUUCACAUAAGCUGGUUUCUCAGCUCGGAUCAGGCGCUGCACAGUUUCGUGGUGGAGAGUAGUCGGAAGGAAUUCAUGGACAACAUCUACAGAGCUGUGGACGAGGAACUGCUCACUGAUUUGAAAGUUUUGUCACGUGGAAAAGCGGCUGAAAGUUUCAGAACUCUCUACGAAGAGCUGAAAGCGGCUAAAGAAUCAACUUCAAACGCGCAAUGUCAAUCUGACAAUAAAGAUGACUCUGAAGGUCAAUGCUCAGCAGAAGCAAAAAGUGAAAAGACUGAACAAACGACAGAUUACAAAAAAUCCAGUGCUGAUACGAAAGAAACAUCUGACAACGAUAAGGAAUUGAACAUAGGCGAAGGAACUAUAUCCGACGCUACAAACGUCAAUAAGGAAAAAAUAACUGCGGAGAAACAACUAGUGUUGUUUAUAAACAGUCCAGCAGACUUCAUGAUAGUUAGACAUCAAACUGAAGUGGAGGGUCUUCUGGAGGCCCUGAACUGUGACCUUUUAUUCCCGGCUGCCAAAAACCCGAACCAAAGAAAUUGCGCAGAUUGCCCCGCCUCCAAUGAAAACGAAGUUGGUGGAAAGGAGCUUGAGAGCAAAGGCAUCAUUCUCAGCACAAAAGCUAACGCUUACUCUCAAAUUCAAAUUGGCAGGUACUUAAUUAAAUCAAUCCAGGAUCGCAGACAGCACCAUGGCGCCAAUAAACAAACUCAACUAACUCAAAACUAG
This is a messenger RNA of Symsagittifera roscoffensis, 1020 nucleotides long. RefSeq lists its product as uncharacterized. Lineage: Eukaryota; Metazoa; Xenacoelomorpha; Acoela; Convolutidae. The record is from RefSeq and is a predicted model, not a curated record. Bases 259 to 1020 code for a protein of 253 amino acids. The transcript is spliced from 7 exons.